Molecule: messenger RNA, 1098 nt
Organism: Acanthosepion pharaonis
Lineage: Eukaryota; Metazoa; Mollusca; Cephalopoda; Sepiida; Sepiidae
Source: the annotation of a GenBank genome assembly
AUGGAAAUUGGAAAUGUUACUUUGAGAUCGAAAGGAAUUAAUAUCCUUACUAGCGCUAUUCAUCCAAAACAUGGAUUGGUUUGGACAGAUGGCAAAUGUAUCUUCCUUGCCAGAUUUAAAAUUGUCAAAAACCAAGUGGAACAUGGAAAAUCUGUCAAGCUUAAAGAAUUUGAUUCUGUUCGCUGCGUUCAGUGGAGCCAGACUGAUGGAAUAUGUUACUUGAGUAUUGCACAUAAGGAGUGUGUUACUGUCUGGAAAGUGGAAGGAGAAGUGCCUCGGUUAGAGUUUAAACAGAUUCGGAAAAUUUCUAUUCAAAUACUCCCUCAAGGUUGUCAAUGGAAUCCUUGUCGAGAAGUCCUUUGUCUUCUUAGCAGACACCAAGUCCGAUUUUUCUACAGACAUGGCAAGACUCGAGGCUGCUAUGCCAUUCCAGCUUUAGAAAGUGGCAGAAUAACUUGUGGUUCCUGGUCAAAAGAUGGCUUGAAAUUAGUUGUCUGUGUUGGUUCAGCUUUAUUAAUAUAUUCUUGGAAAAGUAUUGAUUGUGCCAUAAGUGAAUUUGAAACACAUGCCUGGAAUGUCCCAAAGUUAAAUGGUGAUAUCACAGCAAUUGCAUCUAUGACAACCAAUCUUUUUGCAUUGGCAGCUGAAGUCCCAAUAUCUUCGUUUUGUUUGCCUAGUAAUGUGUUUGUUCUGUCAGAUUCUUCAAGUUCAAGAUUAGGUUCCUCUGACAGUAAUGGAAAUGAAAACCAAAUUAUUGAAGUUCCUGAAAUGACAAAUACACAAAAAUUAAUGAAUUUAAAACAAAAUCCAGAGCUUCAAGAAAAUAAUUUAUCUCGGCUGGUUAUUAUCCAUGUGAAAGAUGACAUGAAGGACCUGGAAUAUGUGACAAAUGUUAGCAUUAAAGAAAUCAUUUCACCUGACAUACUUCAUUAUGAGACUGCAAGAAAUGUUUUGGUAAUUGGAAGCAAUACUCAUCCUCGACUUCAACUUUUCACUCUUACCAGUGACAAAGAACUUCUAAAGCUAGCCAAUGUGGUAAAUGAGAUUUUUUUUUUUUCCUUUUCCUUUUUAUAUACCAGUGCAAACAGAAUCAAGUGA